AUGGCAAAAAUUCUUGCAGUAUUCGGAGCCACAGGCACUCAAGGGGGCUCGGUGAUCAGCAACGUCUUGAGCGACCCCGAACUCUCCCAAAGAUACAAGCUUCGCGCUAUUACUCGCGACAACAAUUCAUCCAAGGCCCAGGCGCUGAAGAAGCGACAAGUCGAAGUCGUUACAGACGACUCAUCAAACCCAGCCUCGAUUGAGAGCGCGCUGACGGGGGCCGACUUCGUCUUUCUUAUGUCUACACCCAGCUGGGGUCCGAAUGCGGUAGAGGACGAAUUUAAUACCAUUAAAUCCAUUGCUGACAUCGCCGUACGACAAGGACUCGAAUACAUUAUCUUCAGCACGUUGCCGUCGUGCUCUCAAAUGUCCCAGGGCAAGUACACUGCAGUCACCGCCUUCGACGCGAAAGCCCAGGGCGAAGAAUAUAUCAAGUCACUUCCUAUCAAGAGUGCAUUUUGGUGCGGCGCCUUCUUCAUGGAGAACUUUGUGACCCAGCCAUUCCUGGGCCCCAACCUGAACGGCGACGGCACCUUUACCCUAGCUCGAAAUGCACCAGCGACACUUAAGCUCCCCUAUAUCGAUGCUGCAGAUGACGCUGGCAAGUUCGUCAACGCCAUUCUGGCGGAGCCCGACAAGUACGCUGGCCAAACCCUCUGCGCUGCAGCGGGCUUUUACAGCCUAGCGGAAAUAGCUAGUUUGUUGUCCAAGGCCUCAGGGAAGCAGGUAACCUUCAAACAAGUGUCGUACGACGAAUUCAAGGCCUCAAUUCCAUUCAUGGGCGACCUUUUCGCUCAAGGGUUUGCUUACCUGAUCGACCAUGGCUACUUCGGACCGGGAGGCGAGGACAAGGUGAGAUGGGCAGUCAAGAACAUUCGCGGCAAGCUCACCACCCUCCCGGAAUACUUUGAGAAGCAUCCUAUAUCACUCUAG
Messenger RNA from Exophiala spinifera, 933 nucleotides. RefSeq lists its product as uncharacterized. The record is from RefSeq and is a predicted model, not a curated record. The transcript has a single exon. NCBI's taxonomy places the organism in Eukaryota, Fungi, Ascomycota, Eurotiomycetes, Chaetothyriales, Herpotrichiellaceae. The coding region runs from base 1 to 933 and encodes 310 amino acids.